AUGAGUGAAAGGGUCGCUAAUUAUGACUCUAGUGACCAGAUUUUUAUUGAUAAACUCAAGAAAGUAGUUACCGGUUUAUAUGAUAGAAAUAAUCUGUUCCAGGCAGAGAUCGAUGUGCUGACCGUCAAGAAAGAUAUAUUCAUAAAACGUGAUAACGCGUAUCCUAUGACCAAAAACCCCCGGGGCUAUUGUGUGAUUAUUGAUAACGAGAAAUUUUCAACUAUGACGCGAAGGAUCGGCACCACAGCUGAUACUAAUAGACUAGCCUAUGUGUUCAUUCAGCUCUUUUUUCGGGUAAUUAUUUAUCGAAAUAAAACGGCCGAAGAAAUGUUGAAAAUAUUAUCAGACAUCGCGACCGACAACGCACUCAUAGGACACAACGCUUUGGCAGUCAUUAUACUAUCGCACGGUUCGACUGAAGGAAUUUACGGCACGGAUGGGGUCACUGUUCCUCAGAACAAGAUAUUCAAAAUGUUUAAUAACAAGAACUGUCCACAACUUAUCUUUAAACCUAAGAUGUUCUUUUUAAAUGCAUGUAGGGGUGGACAUGUUUCAAUGCGUGAUAUAUUUAAAGGCUCGUGGUUUGGCCAGGAGUUGGCCAAUUGUUUGGCCGAAUCUGCCCAUAGGGCACAUCUCAACAAUAUAAUGACUAUACAUGUGGCCAAACGAGUCAGCGAUAGGACUGCAUACUUUGGCGAAAAGCUAAUCAAACAGGCAGUUCAUUCACAUAGUCAAGGCAGUCUUAAAAAGCUGUACUUUAAUCCGGGUUUCUAUGCAUGAGAUCAUUAAUAAAUUUUGUAUUUAAAUAAACUAU
Molecule: messenger RNA, 814 nt
Organism: Medioppia subpectinata
Lineage: Eukaryota; Metazoa; Arthropoda; Arachnida; Sarcoptiformes; Oppiidae
Source: the annotation of a GenBank genome assembly